Molecule: messenger RNA, 4889 nt
Organism: Leucoraja erinaceus (little skate)
Lineage: Eukaryota; Metazoa; Chordata; Chondrichthyes; Rajiformes; Rajidae
Gene: abcc3
Product: ATP-binding cassette, sub-family C (CFTR/MRP), member 3
Exons: 31
Coding region: 1-4581 (1526 amino acids)
Biological process (GO): transmembrane transport
Cellular component (GO): membrane
Molecular function (GO): ATP binding; ATP hydrolysis activity; ABC-type transporter activity
Source: RefSeq, a predicted model, not a curated record
AUGUUGAUGAUGCAAAACUCUGGCAUGGAUCACAACAUUACUUUUCUCACGGACUCUCCAGAUCUGACUCUAUGUUUCCAGAAAACCAUCCUGUCUUGGAUUCCAAGUAUUUAUCUGUUGCUGAUCUUCCCCCUGUACUUCCUGUAUCUCCGACAGAACAGCAGAGGUUACAUCAGAGUCACCCAACUCAACAGGGUCAAAACGGUCCUGGGGGUUGUGCUGUGGAUUGUCUGCUGGUUGGAUCUCUUCUAUUCCCUCCAUCAGAUGAUCAACAAAAUGGGAUGGAUUGCAGCCGAUUUCAUCAGCCCUGUGCUCCUGGGAAUCAGCAUGUUGGUGGCGACAUUACUGAUCCAGUGUGAGAGGCUGCGUGGAGUCCAGUCGUCGGCCGUUCUAUUCUUCUUCUGGCUCCUCUCCCUGCUCUGUGCCGUGGUGCCAUUCCGCUCAAAAAUCCUGGCAGCACUGAGAGAGCAUCAAGUGUCUGAUGUCUUUCGAUUUACCACCUUCUACAUUUAUUUUGCACUUGUUCUGGUUCAGUUCUGCCUCUGCUGUUUACGUGAGCCUCCUCCAUACUUUACCAGCGUGUCGAAAGAUGUGAAUCCAAGCCCGGAAUUCAACGCUGGCUUUCUUUCCCGCCUGACCUUCUGGUGGUUUACCAGAAUGGCAAUCCAGGGCUACAAACGGCCGCUUGUUGAGAAGGAUCUGUGGGCACUGAACAAUGACGACAGGUCAGAUAUCAUUGUGCCAAAGCUGUUGAAAGAAUGGGAGAAAGAGAAGAUGAAAGCACAGAGGAAGCAGGAGGUGUUCUUCAACCAGUGCUCUCCAGUGAUAAACAACGUCAACUGUGAGAACCACGAAGCAGAGGUCCUCUUCCCCAAACAGGUGCCGCAGAAGAAGCCGUCCUUCCUCGUAGCUCUCUGCAAGACCUUUGCUCCUUACUUCCUCAUGGGAUCAGCGCUGAAGCUGUGCCAAGACUUGUUGUCCUUUGUCAAUCCACAGCUUCUCAACAUGUUGAUAUCGUUCAUUAAUGACUCGACAUCCAGGAUUUGGUGGGGCUACGCGAUCUCCAUCCUGAUGUUCCUCUCAGCAGCUCUGCAGACCCUCCUUCUCCAUCAGCACUUCCACUAUUGCUUUGUGACGGGCAUGCGCCUGCGCACAGCCAUCAUUGGAGCCAUUUACCGCAAGUCUUUGAUCAUCACAAACUCUGCAAAGCGAUCGUCCACUGUCGGGGAGAUUGUCAACCUAAUGUCUGUGGAUGCCCAGAGAUUCAUGGACCUGACUGGCUUCCUCAACAUGCUGUGGUCUGCACCUCUCCAGAUCUGCCUGGCUCUCUACUUCCUGUGGCAGUAUCUCGGUCCUUCGGUGCUGGCUGGUGUUGCCGUGAUGAUUCUCCUCAUUCCUUUCAAUGCCAUGAUAGCCAUGAAGUGCAGGAGCUUUCAGGUUGAACAGAUGAAGUACAAAGACUCGCGGAUCAAGAUGAUGAACGAGAUCUUGAAUGGUAUCAAGGUGCUGAAACUGUAUGCCUGGGAGGAGUCUUUCGCGCAGAAGGUCCUGGCCAUUCGCUCAAAGGAGCUAAACAUCCUGAAAAAGGCAGCCUGUCUCAAUGCCCUUUCCACCUUCACCUGGACCACAGCCCCCUUUAUCGUUGCCAUGACAACCUUUGCGGUGUACGUGUACGUGGAUGAGAAUAAUGUGUUGGAUGCGCAGAGAGCCUUUGUCUCCCUCUCACUCUUCAAUAUCCUGCGGUUUCCACUCAACAUGCUGCCUCAGGUCAUCAGCAGUGUUGUUCAGGCCACGGUUUCACUGACACGGUUACAGAACUUCCUAAGCCAUGAUGAGCUGGACUCUACAAGUGUUGAAAGGCAGAAGACUGCGACAGGGCAUGCGAUCACUGUGCUCAAUGGGACUUUCAGUUGGGGGAAAAUGGACCCAGUUGUUCUGGAGAGGAUCAACCUGAUCAUCCCGCAAGGCUCUCUGGUGGCCGUGGUUGGACACGUCGGCUGUGGCAAGUCAUCCCUCAUCUCCGCCCUUCUGGGGGAGAUGGAGAAGAUGGAGGGCAAAGUGGCAAUCCAGGGAUCCGUGGCUUACGUGCCCCAGCAAGCCUGGAUUCGGAACGCCACGCUGAAGGACAACAUUAUUUUUGGAGAGCCCAUCAGCGAGCAGAGGUACCUGCAGGUUCUGCUGGGUUGCGCACUGGUACCAGACCUGAGCAUGCUGCCGGGCGGAGACCAGACUGAGAUCGGAGAGAAGGGAAUUAACCUGUCGGGAGGGCAGAAGCAGCGGGUCAGCCUGGCACGAGCGGUCUACAGCGACAUGGACAUCUACCUCCUGGACGACCCCUUGUCCGCGGUGGAUGCCCACGUAGCCAAACACAUCUUUGACAAAGUCAUCGGCCCAGAGGGAUCACUGAAGGGCAAGACCCGUGUUCUGGUCACGCACGGCAUCAGCUUCCUGCCACAGGUGGAUCAGAUCGUGGUGCUGGUGAACGGCAAGGUGACUGAGCUGGGCUCGUACCAGGAGCUGCAGGAGCAGAACGGGGCGUUUGCAGAGUUCCUGCGCACCUACGCUCAGUGGGACGAGGUGGAGGAAGAAGAGCCGACAGUGGCAGACGGAGAAGAAGAGUUCCUCGCUGAGGAUUCCAUGAGUAACCACAUCGACCUGAGCGACCACGAGCUCUCUGCUACCGAGGCACGGCUACAAUUCAUAAGACAAUUGAGCGUGCUGUCGUCUGACGGAGAGGCGACGACACGCAAGUCCACCAGGAAGCGGCUGAGUCAGAAGAAGAAGGAGGGUGAGGCUCCCCCCAUCAAAGGGGCCAGUCCACAGAUGCUGAUCCAGGCAGAGACGUCAGAGACGGGCAGGGUGAAGCUGGCGGUGUUCUGGCAGUACCUGAAGGCAGUGGGCCCCUGCACCUCGGUGAUGAUCUGCCUGCUCUACUGCUGCCAGAACGCAGCCGCCAUCGGUGCCAACUUCUGGCUCAGCGAGUGGACCAACGACGCGCUCAGCAACAAGACACAGCAAAUCAGCAUGCGGGUGGGGGUGUAUGCUGCACUUGGCCUCACCCAAGGGGUGCUAGUCAUGAUAUCCUCUCUCACUCUGAUGCUGGGCGGGUUGGGCGCUGCCCGGCAGCUCCACGCCCGGCUGCUGGUGAACAAGUUGCACACCCCACAGGCAUUCUAUGACACCACCCCCAUCGGACGCAUCAUCAACCGCUUCGGCAAGGACAUUAACGUGAUUGACGAAGUCAUCCCACUGACAUUCCAGAUGUUCCUCGCCACCUUCUUCAUCUCCCUGUCCACCAUGAUAGUCAUCAUGGUCAGCACACCCUGGUUCAUUCUGGUCAUUCUGCCACUCGCCAUGCUCUACGUACUUGUCCAGCGGUUCUAUGUGGCCACGUCGCGCCAGCUGAAGAGGCUGGAGUCAGUCAGCCGCUCGCCCAUCUACUCACACUUCUCCGAGACCAUCACCGGCUCCAGCGUGAUCCGUGCCUACGGCCGGGAGAACAGUUUCAUCGUCCUCAACGACAUCAAGGUGGACGCCAACCAGAAGACCUACUAUCCCGGCAUCGUGUCCAACAGGUGGCUGGGAAUCCGCAUUGAGUUCAUCGGCAACUGUAUCGUGCUGUUUGCCGCUCUGUUUGCCGUGAUCGGCCGCGCCCACCUCAACGCUGGGAUCGUGGGUCUGUCCGUGUCCUACGCACUGCAGGUCACCAUGUCCUUAAACUGGAUGGUGAGGAUGACCUCUGACCUGGAGUCCAACAUUGUGGCCGUGGAGAGAGUGAAGGAGUAUUCUGAAUCGCCCACUGAGGCCCCCUGGGUAAUCGAGCAAAAUCGCCCGGCCCAGUCCUGGCCAGAGACGGGCAACGUGAGGUUCAACAAUUACAGCGUGCGUUACCGCGAGGGACUCGACCUGGUGCUGAAGGACCUGGACCUGAGCAUCAGCGGCGGAGAGAAGGUUGGCAUUGUUGGGCGGACAGGAGCAGGCAAGUCCUCCAUGACUCUCUGCCUCUUCAGAAUCAUCGAGGCAGCAAAUGGCGGGAUCGCUAUUGACGGUGUAAAUAUCGCUGACAUCGGACUCCACGACCUUCGCUCCAAGCUCACCAUCAUCCCCCAGGACCCCGUGCUCUUCUCUGGCAGCUUGAGGAUGAACCUGGACCCCUUUGACCGCUACUCGGAUGAUGAGGUGUGGAGCUCGCUGGAACUCUCUCACCUCAAACAGUUUGUGAAGGGUCUGCCAACGGGGCUGGAACACGAAUGCUCUGAGGGAGGAGAGAACCUCAGUGUAGGACAGAGGCAGCUGGUGUGUCUGGCCAGAGCGCUCCUCAGGAAGACUCGGAUUCUCGUCCUGGACGAGGCCACUGCUGCCGUCGACCUGGAGACAGAUGACCUGAUUCAGUCGACCAUUCGCACAGAGUUUGACAACUGCACCGUCCUCACCAUUGCUCAUCGCCUGAACACAAUCAUGGAUUACAACAGGGUGUUGGUGCUGGAUAAUGGGAGGGUCGCAGAGUUUGACUCUCCCACCCAACUCAUGGCGCAGAAAGGAAUCUUCUACAGCAUGGCCAAAGAUGCUGGGCUGACGUAACCAAAGCCCUGAGAGCGAUGCAGAUGGAGAUGCACAGCCUUCACUCGUGCCUUCACACUCCACAGACUGCUGCUGAAAAUGGAGAAUGUUGCCACUCUGGUACAUGUUACUUGGGCAGGUUUAAACAAACAAUUACUGAGAGGCGUUCUUUCUAUUUUUGUACUUGAUGGAUGUAUUUAUAUGUUAAGCAUUUAUUUUAAAGUACAGGAUUUUGAAUUAUUUUGUAACUCUAGCAGUGAACAGUGACAGCUGCAAUAUAUAAUCCAAGCAGGCAGCAAGUGGUUUCAAUAAAACACACUUUUGCUACA